AUGAGUGUGUGUGUGUCUGAUGUGAACAGUCAAAUCGUAAUGGCGACUGCUGGGACAGCAGACUCGGGAUCAGCAGCCCCGACAGAUAUAAGGACUCGUUUCUGGAGGAGAGCGUUACAGCGAGGGACCAGCAGCAUUCGGAAAAUGGCCCCAGCAGAGAUGCCCGGCUCCUCGGGCACGACUCAGAGCAUGAAGAAGACCAUCGGACACCGGGGAGUCGAGACCACCACAGGGGAGACCACCUACAAAAAGACCACGUCAUCUGCCCUGAAAGGUGCAAUCCAACUGGGCAUCACUCACACAGUCGGCAGCUUGAGCCAAAAGGCGGAGAGAGACGUCCUCAUGCAGGAUUUCGUCGUGGUCGAAAGCAUCUUCUUCCCCGGUGAAGGCAGUAACCUGACUCCCGCUCACCACUACAGUGACUUUCGCUUUAAGACCUAUGCUCCCAUUGCCUUUCGUUACUUCAGAGAACUGUUUGGCAUUCGGCCUGAUGACUACCUGUAUUCACUGUGUAACGAGCCGCUGAUCGAGCUGUCGAACCCCGGAGCCAGCGGAUCCCUCUUCUACGUCUCAAGUGACGAUGAGUUCAUCAUCAAGACUGUUCAACACAAAGAGGCUGAGUUCCUCCAGAAACUCCUACCUGGUUACUUCAUGAAUAUAAACCAAAACAAACGCACACUUCUACCCAAGUUCUACGGACUAUAUUGCGUUCAGGCGGGCGGCAAGAAUAUCCGUAUUGUAGUGAUGAACAAUCUCCUGCCUCGAAUCAUCCCCAUGCACCUCAAAUAUGACCUGAAAGGCUCCACCUACAAGAGAAGAGCUUCCCCAAAGGAAAGAGAAAAGGCUGUUCCCAUUUACAAAGACCUGGACUUUAUCCAGGACUUGCCCGACGGCCUGUUGCUGGAAGCAGACAACUACAAUGCUCUGUGCAAAACAAUACAGAGGGACUGCUUGCUCUUGCAGAGUUUCAAGAUCAUGGACUACAGUCUGUUGAUGGGCAUCCACAACAUGGACCAAGCCAGUCGGGAGCGGGAGCGCGCCGUGGGGAAUUCCGGCGACAGCGCCGGGUCGGAGGGCGCCGUCACCCCAGAUCAGCGCCGGCCACAGGCCCAAAAAAGUCUGUACUGUACGGCCAUGGAGUCCAUCCAGGGGGAGGCUCGAGGGAAGGGAGCUUUGGAUUCAGAAGACCACAUGGGAGGUAUUCCAGCGCGCAAUAAUAAAGGAGAGAGGCUGCUGAUCUAUAUCGGCAUCAUUGACAUUCUCCAGUCCUACAGGUUCAUUAAGAAGUUGGAGCACUCCUGGAAGGCCCUGGUUCACGAUGGGGACACGGUUUCAGUUCACAGACCUGGCUUCUAUGCAGACCGUUUCCAGCAGUUCAUGUGCAACACAGUAUUCAAGAAAAUCCCGCUGAAACCAUCGCCAUCCAAGAAGAGUCGUGGUGGAGGUCAGGGAGGUCUUAGGCGGGCCCCCACCCUGGGAGCUCCCACCCCACUCUCCCAUGCGACAGGACAGUCAGUACUCUACCACAGCCAUUUUAAAAGCACGGAGUCGGAGGCCGACAGUGGCGUGCAGUCGGGCAGACCAGACCUGGUUCCUAGAACGCCACCGCUGGCAGACAACCCUGCCGACUGUGAGGCCAACCUGUCCACAUCAUCAUUAGGCAGCACGGGCAUCGCCUGCACCUCUCCCCCCUUACGGUCUGUGGGAGUGGAAGUGCACAAAUCUGCAAAUACAGACUUUGACCAGGGCGCUUUCCACAGUUUGGGGGCGGAAGGGGCUCUUGAUACUUCAGGCAACCUGUCUGGAAAUGAAGACGUAGUUUCCCUGUCAGACAUCAUCCCCGAGACCAACAUCUGUUUCUAAAAAGGAAACAGAUUCCCAUCUGAAGACGAGGCGCCUUGUGAUGGAAGUGAGGCAAAAGAGCGAAUGAAAGUCUCCCGUCCACCGAAGAUCCCUCCGUUGCACCUCUGUUGUUUUCUCACCUCUGCAACACACGCGGGGGCCGCGGGACGCAAAACAACAAGGUGCAGUGGAGGUUUGUCGCGGAGGGGAACGCAACGAUGGGAAUAUCCAGAACGAGACCAUGUGUGGUAGGCUUUAGGCUUCCCCAGCCAUCAACACUGUCACUGUGCGCGCAUAUUUGUCCACAUUGUCUUUGACGUUACACCCAGAAAAAGGCUCACGACACUGGAGUGGCAGCGCGAUAUUGACGAGUUCGUCUGCUGCAAAGACGCGUAAAACAAAAUGGGUUAUGGAAGUCGCCAGUGGAUGGUGAGGGCAGUCAAAUUAUCCAUGAAGAGACAGUCAUCCUGCCCACUGUUCACAGCAUGAAGAGAUGUGAGUGGGUAGUGACUGUUCAGUAGGAACACGCACACACACACACACACACUUAUAAGCACAUGAAGGAUAUACUCUAAACAAGAGUGAACACAUUUCUGUGUUCAUGCACAGUCUAAGUGGGUUCACAUUUCUGUGACUCACACUCUAAGUGUUCCUGUUAAUGCACAUACAUUUCCCCUCUGCACUCCUCAUCGGCAGAGGCACUCUGAACUAUCAAUACUUCUCCCAGUGUCAUCUAUAGAAAUCACUCAAAUCAACACUCGCCGCUGUCGACUCUGCAGUCAUGUAUGCAUUUCUCUUUACCGACUGCGGACGGACAGUAUUUGUUUUGAAAACGGCAGAUGGAUGGAUCAGGCCCGUUUUUCUUUCUCGUUACGUUUUAAGUUAUUGUUCUGGAAGCCACAGUGGAGCCAGAUCACGCCACUGCUGAAUGUACAUUUCUGAUGUUUUUUUUUUUUUUUUUUUUCUUGUGUAAAAUGUGUCUUAUCAACAUGGCAGACAACACUGACGCAACCCUGAAAGUCUCCCCCUCUGAUGUGGCCGUACGAGCGAAUGAGUGCAAAGAGCUGCCGGCGGCGUUGUUGCUGGCUGGUAGGCGCUCUUGAAUGGUGAUCAUUCAUUGCUGUCUGUCAUGUCUGUGCCUUUUCACGUUUGUCGCUCUCCUACCGCGAAUGAACAACCGACGCGUUCACAGGCUGGCGUUCCUGUUAGAAACCUGCCUUAUCACUACAGCUGAAGUCAUGAAACUGCCACUCGUACAUGUCCGGACCAACCAGCCGGUGAUCGGAAAGAAUUUCAGAUUUUGAUCUAAACACUAGAACAAUCCCCAUGUUGGUUACGUGCAUGCUAGGUAUUCAUCAUUUCAAUUCUGCUAACAUCAGACGUAAGGAUGUCUGCCUCUUGUUCGUUUCUGCUGGUUACAGAAAUGACACUCGCCCACAUCCGCCCUCGGACCAACAUUACUAACACCUGUAUAAGUGUUUUUUUUUUUCCAUUUUAUUUGAUUUGUUUUUCUACGUAGUCUUACUUGGUUUUUUAUGUCGAACUAAGCUUCGUUUUCGCAUGUGUUUAUUUUAUUGUUUGUGGCACUAAACAAGCUACUGAGAUGGCUUUGGCAGAAAGGUUAUUACUACUCCACGAGAUGCUUUUUGCAGAAGGAAUUUGAAUCACUACAGAGUGACUGUAGCAACGCCAACGACAUCAUCUCAUUUAAGGAAUUGCUGUUGAGCACAUGUGGUCUAUGCAGUGGAGAGGCAGACGGGGGGAAACGUUAGAUGUAAAUUUCGAAGGGAGGAAAUUUGUCAAAGAUGCACAGUUGAGGAUUUCAGACUGCGUUGUUUUUUUUUGUUUGUUUUGUUUUAUAAUGAAGUUGUGGCACCAAAGAGAAGAGAGGAGCAGAGAGGACAGAUGAAGAGUUCCUGUGAAUGUUCAGGACCCAGUACAGAUGAUUAUAUUAGACACUCCUGGACAUUAGAUUCCUGCAUGGACUGAUGUGUUCUGUAUGGUAAUAACACUGGGUUGACCUGUGUUUUAAAGACAUAUUAUUAAACUGGAGGUCUUUCUUGUUUUUUUUGUUUUGUUUUGUUUUUUUUCCAUAUGAAUUUUAUGUCUGGUAUCCUGUAUCUAACAUAAAAAGAGCCCCGUAAAAUAUUAUUCUUCAUCAAAUCAUUGGUUUUCAUUGCAGCCUGAGACAUUUCAAGAUUUAGCUCCACAUUCCUGUGAAGUUCAAGUUGAAGUUACCACAACUGUGGUAGCUAUAUGUACCAGCUUGGUGCGGCUGGGAUAAUGUACUUGAAACUAAAUGCUUCUGCUUGUUUCAAACAUCAGCCUAAAAUUGUGAUUCAGUCCGUCGAGUGUUAACCAUCCACCAAAGAAAACACUCCACGAGUCUCUUUCCGAUUUGGGGAAAAAAAAAAAAAAAAAUCCAGAUUAUAUUUUGUUACAUCUGGAUUUUUUUUGUUGCAACUUUUAUAUACGUUUGUGGCACUGGUUGAUUGCUGGAUGCGGAUCAGUCCUGUCGCUGUCACUAAAUACACCAUGGCACAAGAACAAAACGUCAUCCUUCGGUGCUCAGAGGGUAGUGCAUUCAGUAAAGACACUACAAUGAAUUUUAAGUACUUUAAUAUGAACCACAAUCUGCCACCUUUCAGCUCUGAGAAGAAUAUUUAUUGAUAUGAUUGCUGUAGGUUGAAAUGACAAACAUUGUAUUGUGUAACUUAGAUGAUUGUAAGUAAACUGUAUACUGACAGAAGGAUGUCUGAACCUUUAUAGCGUGUAUUGCCUAUAAGGAGGGACUAUUUGACAAUUUCUCUUUUUAUAUUUCAUGUUUAGAUUGUGAUAUGACAGAUAUAUUCUCUCCAUGAUGAUUCUGGGUCGAUAAUUUCCCAUGCUUUUUUCUACAUGAAUGUUUCACACGUUGCUGGUCGUCCUAUAUGCUUCAAUUACUAUAUUUUUACUGUGUAUAAAAUGUGUAUAUGUACAUAGUCACGGAAAUGCCUUCUCAUGCAAUAUGUGCUGCCUGUUCCUCCUGCCAUGUUUCAGUUAUGUGGUGGUGAUUUUCAUGUCGGAUUUUAAAGGAUUAAACAUAUUUUCUAAAUCUGA
Messenger RNA from Mugil cephalus (flathead mullet), 4941 nucleotides. Its product is annotated as phosphatidylinositol 4-phosphate 5-kinase type-1 alpha-like. The transcript has 17 exons. Gene Ontology annotation, molecular function: phosphatidylinositol kinase activity. Gene Ontology annotation, biological process: phosphatidylinositol metabolic process. Lineage: Eukaryota; Metazoa; Chordata; Actinopteri; Mugiliformes; Mugilidae. Bases 1 to 1863 code for a protein of 620 amino acids. The record is from RefSeq and is a predicted model, not a curated record.